Molecule: messenger RNA, 749 nt
Organism: Tyto alba (common barn owl)
Lineage: Eukaryota; Metazoa; Chordata; Aves; Strigiformes; Tytonidae
Product: vegetative cell wall protein gp1-like
Exons: 5
Coding region: 1-735 (244 amino acids)
Source: RefSeq, a predicted model, not a curated record
AUGUACCUGGCACCCCGUGACCUGGCACCCCACAACCUGGCACCCCACGACCUGGCACCCCGCGACCCGGCACCCCGCAACCUGGCACCCCACAACCGGGCACCCCGCGACCUGGCACCCCGUGACCCGGCACCCCACAACCUGGCACCCCACGACCUGGCACCCCGCGACCCGGCACCCCGCAACCUGGCACCCCACGACCGGGCACCCCGCGACCGGGCACCCCACGACCCGGCACCCCGCGACCCGGCACCCCGCGACCCGGCACCCCGCGACCUGGCUCGAUCGGUGCUGGAGACCCACGGGCAGGAGCUGCGGUUGCUCAAGCUGCUGGGAGUCACCAGGACGACGUUCGACUGGGGUACCCAUUUCAGCAUCAACUUCACCGCCCGCCAGCCCGCUUGCCCCAAAAACCUCCCCGACCGCCGCGGCGCCGGCUGCCAAGCGCGGCCGGGCAGGGUGCAGCGGUGCACGGCCCAGGUCUCCGUUUUCGCCUUCCUGCCCGACGUGCCGCUGUCGAUGGUGGAAUGCGGCCGGGAGCCGCAGCCCGGCGGCAGCACCCAGCCUCGCCCCCCCGGCGCCCCGCGAGCCUUCGGCACCAGCCCGGGUCACUCCUCCUCCUCCUCCUCCUCCUCCUCCUCCUCCUCGAGGCCACCCCCUCGUCCUCGCCCCCCCGCCAGCGCGUCCCUCACAGGGACUUCCCGCCGCUUUUUGUCCCCAACGGACCUGGAAUAAAGAGAUUUCGGGGU